Messenger RNA from Bemisia tabaci, 2899 nucleotides. RefSeq lists its product as uncharacterized. Lineage: Eukaryota; Metazoa; Arthropoda; Insecta; Hemiptera; Aleyrodidae. Gene Ontology annotation, molecular function: sequence-specific DNA binding. The record is from RefSeq and is a predicted model, not a curated record.
AUGUGAUAAGCGCUAUCUUUUAAUCUCUGCAGUUUUUCAUUAUUGUAUUUAAUCAGUUUUCAAUCAAGAUGGAAAACAUUGUAAUGGACAUUUUCCUCUCUUCAAACCGAGGUCUCCAUGAUAGCAGCGAAGAUAGUAGUUCUGCGGACGAUGAAGCCCUAUUCUUAGAGAUGCUUGGAACCUUUGAACGGCAAAGGCGAGUCAAAAUUCAAGGAUUUGUCGAAAACAUUAUCCCUCAGCUAAUGGACAACGGAUUCCAGGGACACUUUCGCCUAACAAGGGAACAUGUGGAGUUAUUCCUACAAGAGCUGGAGAUUCCUGUCCCUCCCACCCAACGUCCUGGACGUUCACGUCGAUCUCCUCUCAACCGGCUCCUCCUGACUCUGUGGUUUCUGGCAAACAGGGAGUGUUAUAGGUCAACAGCUGAACGUUUUAAUGUGACAGUCAGUAUACUGCUCAUUACGACAUCAAUGAGAUGUUAAUGAUCAUUAGUUUGCAUACCGCGACCCCCCCCCCCNUCACUCUCUUACAAGGAAACUUUUAAAAACAACGUUUGAAUGCUUAGUUUGAGACCAAGGCGGAGACGAAAAAAGCGUGAAAAAUUGUUUACUCCCAAAUCUCUCAAAAAAUGUUGUGAAGUGCGUGGGUAGUAAUCAAAGGGAAGUUCGGAAUGUGAAGGUUAGAUCAGGGAGUGUGAACAGCGAUGCGGGGUUAGGAUUUGACACUCCUAGGGUUGAUUUACCGCAACGCUGCAAAAGUUUUGAAAGAUUGGGGGAAGAAUUGAAAGGAAAUACAAAAGUCAAGAAGCUAAAGUUAAAAAUGGGCAAUGAGGUAAUUAGGCAAGAGAGGGUUCUAGAAAAGGAAGGUAGGGUUGAGAAGGUAUUGGGGGAAGUAACCAGCAAUAGACCAAUGGGGGAUCUGGAUAUGGAAAUUGACAUGUUAGAUAAGACACUGAUUGAAUGUAAACUUGAUGAUGAUGAUAUUGUAGAUGAGGAUUUGUUGCUGAUGGGGAGUACAGAGAGAAUGGAGCUAAUGAAUACAGUGGUGGGUAAGUGUGUGACUUGUGAUGCUAAUAUAAUUGACGUGACGAGUUGAUUCGUAUUGAGAAUUUAUUGAUUGAGGCUUCGGUUCUGUAAAACCUGAGCACCAUCAUUGAUAAUUAUAGUGAUGUUUUUGGCGCUGAAUUUGGGUUUUUAGCUGUUUUGAAAUCGAUUUUUUGUAUCCGACUUUAAAAUCGAAUCGAUUUUUUGUAUCAGAUUUUAAAAUCGAAUCGAUUUUUUUUACCGAAAAUCAAAUUGAUUUCCGGAAAUCGAUUUAUUCGAAAAGAUCGUCAUCCCUACAAGGGAUGACCAAGUGCGACUGGCGUCAAAACUGCGCGAAGAAGCGAUGCUCCAGCAAACCUCAGAACCGUUGCCUACGACUCGUAGGCAACGUCAGAACCUGUUAUGGCAAUUCCCGUCGUCAAAACUCACGAACUUGCUGUGACAAAUAGGUGAGUUUAUUUACCGAAUUAUCACGCCGUUCCGUUCGUUUCGUUCAUGACCCAAUGGGCACCGUCGAUAAUGCCCAAACCCGGAAUUUGCCCGUAACAUAAAUAUAAAACAUUCAAAAUAGAAGUACUUCUUCAAUGAAAAUCUAUCAUCUGACAGCGAGCUUAAAAUGCUUUUGUUUUCAUGGUCGUACCACCAUUACCACCAACUUUUUUCUCUUACUGCUGAAUAUGGAUAAUUUUCAACAUGCCUAAUUGUUUAUUUUUUCUUAUAUAAAUUUAGUUCUUGUCUACUAUUAUUUAAAAAAUCUGUUAUGGUUGUUCAAUUUUGUACUUUAUACUUGUUCUAAGUUUGUUGGUGCUUCCACUCAAGUGUUUGCUUUAGGGUGCAUUUCAAAGCUGUAUUUAUUGUAAACUGUUGUUUUUUCUGUUCAAUAGGUAUACAGUAAUUUACAAGAAAAAAAAAGAAAGGAAAAAACAAGUACUAACAAGAAGAAUACUUGCUAUGAAUUCACAUUCAGCAGCAGCACCGCUAUGCAAAUCCUGAAAAAAAAGUUUGAAUGUGUUCACGAGGGUUACCGCAGGGUCAAAAUGUUGUAGUCCGAUGCGGAGACACUGACGAAUUGAUCAUCGUGCUAGGAAACUCCCCUAGAAUUCCCUCAGAAGCAAAUGAAUGGCUCGACGUAGGGGUUUUCAGCAACGAUUCUCUUCGAUUUUCAAAAGUAGACAAUUUUUUUUCUUACUCGGUGCAGAAACAUGUCAUGCAUUACCAGAUUUUCAUGCAUUUAUACCGGGCAUGAUACCUCAUUAAGUUUCAUCAAAAAAGGAAGAAUCACCGCUAGAGAGAUAUCCGUCUACAUUAAAGUCUCUUGCAAGAUCGAUGCAAAUGAAAUAGAAAAGACACCGAUAAAAUACCAUCAAAACUGAUACUGACAAAAUAGCAUGGGCUAUAAAUGUGUUUAAAUUAAGGAGGUUGAAGAGUGAAGAUACCUGGGAGUUAUUGACCAAAAAUUAGCUUAGAAUUCACAUGUCAAAGCUAUGUCCGCAAAAUUGAAAUCUGCUAUUUAUUGCCUACUUAACCUUCGUAAGUACCUCUCAAAGGAAAAUUUACGCAUGGUUUAUUUUGCGUUAUUCCAAGCUACGGUUACCUAUGGAAUCGAGUUAUACGGUGCAGCCUCCGACACCAUUCUUAAACCGACAGUUACACUAAUGCGAAGUGCAAUUAAAGUUAUACUGAAUCUGCCUAGACGCUACCUGUCUGAGGAACUUUCCUGCCUCCUAAAUGUUCCAACUUUCAAACAACUGUACUUGAAGGGACUCUUAAAACUACUCCCAUCUGAGAUGCCCAACUUACAAUUAGCAAAUAUGUCUCUUUUCAUAGUGUUGUUUUCUAAUGAUAAAUAAAUAAUU